Molecule: messenger RNA, 6382 nt
Organism: Xyrauchen texanus (razorback sucker)
Lineage: Eukaryota; Metazoa; Chordata; Actinopteri; Cypriniformes; Catostomidae
Product: PDZ domain-containing protein GIPC3-like
Exons: 7
Coding region: 1-1032 (343 amino acids)
Molecular function (GO): protein binding
Source: RefSeq, a predicted model, not a curated record
AUGCCGCAGUCCAACAUGCAGCAGAACUCUGAUAAGACAACGUGCGGCCAGGAGCUGAUUCCCAGCAGAGAAGUUAUGAGCCCAGAUGUACAGGACUCCAAAGGUUCAUUGGAAGACGAGGAGAACCAGGGAGAGGUUCCAUCAGCACCACCACUGCCCCAAGAAGCACCACCAUCCGGGAGUCCUCCAUGUCUCAGUCCGAGGUUAGUGUUCCACUCCCAACUGGCUCACGGAAGUCCGACGGGCCGCAUUCAUGGGUUCACCAACGUGAGGGAACUCUACGGCAAGAUCGCAGAGGUCUUCAACAUCUCAGCUUCUGAGAUCCUUUUCUGCACGCUGAAUUCCCACAAAGUGGACAUGCAGAAACUUCUAGGAGGUCAGAUUGGACUGGAGGACUUUAUCUUCGCCCAUGUGAGGGGAGAGACCAAAGAGGUGGAAGUCAUUAAAACAGAAGAUGCCCUUGGUCUGACCAUCACAGAUAAUGGAGCCGGAUUUGCCUUCAUUAAAAGGAUAAAGGAAGACAGCACCAUUGACCGAAUAAAAACAGUGUGUGUUGGAGAUCAUAUCGAGGCCAUUAAUGACCAGAGCAUUGUGGGAUGUCGACAUUAUGAAGUUGCUAAAAUGCUGAAAGAGCAGCUGAGGGGAACACCCUUCACCCUGCGCCUGGUGGAACCCAAGAAAGCAUUUGACAUGAUUGGCCAGAGAACGCGAGCACCCAAGUCCAGCGAGGGCAAAAUGGUCAGCGGGAAAGAGACUCUUCGUCUGCGCUCCAAAGGAGCAGCGACAGUCCAGGAAAUGCCCAGUGAGUUUGAAGACAAGACUAUAAGGAAGGUUGACGACCUUUUAGAGAGCUACAUGGGGAUCAGGGACCAAGAACUUGCGACCACUAUAGCUGAAGCUGGGAAGGACAAGAAGAACCCGGGUGAUUUUGCAGAAGCGCUUGACUCCGUACUGGGAGACUUCGGCUUUCCUGAUGUCUUUCUGUUUGAAGUUUGGGGCGCUCUUGGAGAUGUCAAGAAUGGCAGAAUUUAGAGUUGUGGUUGAUUUGUGACGUCUGCCAUGCGAUUUUAUAUACAAGCCUCCCGAUUCUUGCGUUGAUCCAGAGGAGAGGAGAAUGUCAAGGUGUUACUGAUGAAACAGCGGACUUAAACAUUCCAGUGUUUACGUCGAUGAACCUCAACGAUGAACCUCAUUUCCCAACAAUAUAUAUGGCUAACUAAUGAUAUAAACAUUACAGGGAUAGUUCACCCAAAAAUUACAAUUCAUCAUAAUUGAUUCCCUCUCAUGGUAUUCUAUAUGACUUACUUUCUUGUGGAACACAAAUAGAGAUAUCAUAUUUGGAAGUAUAUAACAGUGCUGAAAUUCUUUGAUAAGUCUUGCAUUUAUAAACUAGUUUUAAAGUUGUGUAUAAAUACACCAUGUUACAAGGGAAAUGAAUGAUCUUUUAAGAUUAAUGAUAGUUCUUGUGACAUAAGUGGAUUGUGUAAAUAAGUCAAUCCUAUGAAACAGUAAAUCAAUUUUAUACGUUGAAUGUAAUAACCAUGGGUGUUGUAUUUAACUCACAAAUGUACUUAUAAUAUGGGAACAUUAGCGUUUGUGUAUUAUGUUUCAUGUUUUACAAUGUACGACUCCUUUUGCAUGAUCUGCUGUGACAUAUUUCAAUGUAUAAAAUCUGUUAUAUAAAAAUGAUCUAUUGUUUACAAUGAAAUUUGUAUAUCUCCAAAUCUAAUAAAACAAAGCUACUUUAAAUUCAUCACACUGGAGACCAGCCAAGACCAGCAUCUUAGGCUGGGUCUUUUUCAACAGUUAUGUCUUUCUAAAACUACACAAUGUGCUUAUUUCACCAGGCAACUUUAUUUAAAGCUGGGGGUAUGUUAGCGGUUAUGCUAAUGCUAAGGAUAAUUGGCUGUGCACACUGACAACAAUUUUAUUUCUGGAGAACACCUUCCAUAGAAAAUCUGAUUGAAAAUUAAAAAUAAUUAUUGUUAGUGAGUAGUUAAAAAGUAGUGACGCUACUACUUAACUACAUUUUUAGUAGCGUGACCAACCCGAUCUCAUGAAAAUUUGUACAGAAUUUACGAGUUGGCUGUCUCGCACGAUGUUGUUCACAUAAACUCUUACAACUUCAUCGCGUGCAAAUUCCCGGAUGUCUAAUGUGGAAGUAUGCCCGUAUUUCACACCAGCGUUAAAGACAUGCUUAUUAAUAUUAUGCCCUUACCCAUACCCUUAUCUAAAACCGAUCAGUAGAGACAUGAUCGGAAGCUGUUGUGUGUGACAGAAGCAAGUAAUUGUCACUUAUUAAAUGGAAACGAUGUCCAGCGACGUCACUGGCUGUUGUGAAAGUUGUAGGAAUUCAAAAGAGUGCAGUCACAUGAUAUCAAACGAAUUAGACAAAUGUAGAAAUUUGUACGAAUUCUGACGAUAUCCUACGAAUUAGACAAAUUUAGAAAGUCUUACGAAUUCCGACGAUAUCCUACGAAUUAGACAAAUUUAGGAAGUUGUACGAAUUCUGACGAUAUCCUACGAAUUAGACAAAUUUAGGAAGUUGUACAAAUUCUGACGAUAUCCUACGAAUUAGACAAAUUUAGGAAGUUGUACGAAUUCUGACGAUAUCCUACGAAUUCGACAAAUUUAGGAAGUCUUACCAAUUCUGACGAUAUCCUACGAAUUCGACAAAUUUAGGAAGUCUUACCAAUUCUGACGAUAUCCUACGAAUUAGACAAAUUUAGAAAGUCUUACGAAUUCUGACGAUAUCCUACGAAUUAGAUACAUUUAGAAAGACGGAUGAAUUCUGACGAUAUCAUACGAAUUAGCCAAAUUUAGGAAGUCAUACGAAUUCUGACGAUAUUAUACGAAUUAGCCAAAUUUAGGAAGUCGUACGAAUUCUGACGAUAUCAUACGAAUUAGCCAAAUUUAGGAAGUCGUAUGAAUUCUGACGAUAUCCUACGAAUUAGACAAAUUUAGAAAGUCGGAUGAAAUCUGACGAUAUCCUACGAAUUAGACAAAUUUAGAAAGACGGAUGAAUUCUGACGAUAUCAUACGAAUUAGCCAAAUUUAGGAAGUCGUACGAAUUCUGAUGAUAUCCUACGAAUUAGACAAAUUUAGAAAGACGGAUGAAAUCUGACGAUAUCCUACAAAUUAGCCAAAUUUAGAAAGGUCCAACAAAUCCUGACGAUUUCGCCUUGAGAGUGUGUUUGUGUGGCACCAGCUAAGCUAUUUUCACAAUAGAGAAGCUUUUCCAGUGAUGAGCUAUUUUCAACGAGUAGCGCUGCUGCGUCUCAAAACGUUACAGUAUUCAUAGUAAUAGUGCAUUCAAGUCAUACGAGUGGGAAAAGGGAUUUUCUUUAAACCCUGACUUUUCGAGUUGGGGGCGUGAAGUUGUUAUCGGUAAUAAUUUAGUAUUAUUUUAGUAUUUUGAGUGUGUAGUUUAGUUUAUAUGCAUUUAUUUGUACUGUUAAUGAAGACUAACUAUAAAACUUGAAAAUAAUGCUGAAAAUAAGACCCAUAUAGCUGUUUUAUGCAGUGACAAGCGUUUACAACAAAAUUACAUUUCCCAUCAUUACAUUUGGCUGCACUAGAUUGAUUUAAUUGAUCUAUGAAGCAUUCAUUACACACUUAAUGCCUGAUGCUUUGCCUUGCUUUGUAAGUGAAAAAGAGAGAAAUAAAUAUGAAAUUGCAAAACGGGCCAGUUCUUACUAAAACCAAUUUACUUCCCAAGAUGACUUGAAUGCACCAUAAAUUGCAAACUCAGCAACAGAUUCGAGUGAACAAUCAAUCGCGCUCACCUGAACCGUCCGCUCUCUCUUGUGAGGUGCUGGGAAAUCAAAAUAAUUAAAGUGAAACUGUUCUUUCGGACAGUUCAUGUAAAUAAACCGGUUAAAAUAAACGAUUCCCAUUUUAAUAGCGUCGGGAGAUUCGAUUAAUUUUGGUCAGUCAGUUAUUUUGGACGGUUCCUGUAAAUGAACUAGUUCACAUAAAUGAUUAAUUGAUUCACUUGAUCCCAUGUAGCAUUAAAGUGACGUUCUCUUCUUUUUUUUAAAGCGAAAUAUUUAGUUAUUUGCUGAAUCACUACAGUUUGAUUCAGUUAUAUAAAAUAGGUUGUUUUGGAGUUUUAUAAGUGCAUAUUAAGUGUAGAUGUAUGUUCAAUUUAAUGUUGUCACCCAAUUUGUUUAAUCCUUACAAAAAUUAACCAUGGUUUCAAUAUUUUAGUAACAAUGACUGUAGGUUGUUUUUGUGAUUACAAUGGUUACAAAUAGUAACUGAUGUUGCCUUAGUUGUGUUGCUGAACAUGUCCGCAUUACAGUGCUAACAGUUGCUCAUGUCGCCUCAAAUCAUCAUUGAAAAUUCAUGACUUUCCGGUCACUUUUGUGCUGCAAAUCUCUAGCUGUGUGAACGCCCCUUAAGUGGCUGUGAAACGGGGGCCCUCUGGGGCCAAUAAUUGGUCAGGAUGAUGAUGGUGCAGAUAUAAAUCUAGACAUUUCCCUGUCUGUUUGUUUUUCUGGUUCCUACCCUGCUAGCAACAUUAUUACCCAAAAAUAUGUCACAACAACAUGCUUUUCAGACCAAUGCAAUUCAUAAAAACUGGGCUGAAUCAUGAGUUCAUGCCCAUUGUGAUGCAACACAUGGGUUGACACAUAAUAAAUAAUAGCCAAUCAACAUAAAUAUGACAUCACAGACAGAAAAUAAACAGCCAUUUUUUAAAUAACAUUCUAAAACAUGUUAGUAAGCAGACCUGAUGAAAAGACUAGAUUAGAAGUCAGAUGCCUUUGACCCUACCGAAACUUGUUUUAGAGACUCGCUUAAACCAGUAAACCACCUUUGGCUGGUUUAAGUUGUUGUUGUUGUUGUUGUGUCUCAGCAGUUAGAGGCAGUAGAGAGCAAGCUUAUAGGUUUUGGAACAGAGCUAAAGUUCAAUGAUAAUGCUAAAUGUCGAUUUUUCUUAAGAGACCUUGUUUUUUCACAGAGGAGUAUUAUUCUACUAAAAGUCAAGACCCUUCCAUGACAAAAGUGAGCUUUUGUUAACAUUUAGACUAGAAAUAAACCAGACUUGACUUUACAGUUGCAUUCUAAAUCAGACGAUUUUGAAAAAGGUCUCAUUGUUUUAACGACAAGCAAAUGUCUGGGAAGCAAGCCAGUACUGGGCAGUAUUUCUGAAACAAGCCCAGUUUGUGAGCUUCCACAAAGCAUUAAGUCACUCCAAGAAUUCCGGUAGGUAGCCAUGUUAAGACAGCUCCAACAUGGCCUUCUUGAAAAUUUCCCUUUCAAAAGUCUUUAGGACAGACCGACCAUCAGCGCCUUUCCAAAAACGAUGCAUCUCGAUCCAAGUCCACCAGAAGCCGAGCUCAUUACUCAGAGGAGCGUGUGGAGAGUGAGUGUGAUCCACAGCAGAUGUCAACAUCAACAUCUGAUAUCUUUCCUUUACACCAGGAUGUGUUUACUCAGGCAUUAAGCCAGUGGAAACCAACAAUUCUUCAUAUACUUGGGAGCGAAUUUAGAGGUGCACCACUUUUGUGCACGGUAUUUCAGCGCAAACACUUGUUUCUUAUUCACUAUCCAUCGCAAUCCAGUUUAACCAGUUUAUCUGUGCUGGAAUAACUCACCACACAUAUUUAAAUAAGUCGUUGGGCCUUCUUGAAACAUGAGUAGAACGAAUUUCAGUACAUAAACUGUCCCAUUGAACUCAAUUUUACAUAUAAAUUAGGGUAAUAUAAGCCAUUGGGUUAUAAUUAUUUUGAACAACUUUGUAUAUUUGUGGCAGACGAGUAAUGCUUCGAUUAGACGAUACAAAAAGUGGCUUUAGAAGUCAAAAUAUUGACAGCAAUCCCUUUGGAAACUGAGUUCGUCAGUCUGUCUUGCUCUUGCAGUCCGUCUGGCCAUUUUAAAUUGCUGGUCUACAUAUGCGUCCGAUGGAGAGUUUCACAGCGGCAAUAUAAAAAUAGGUUGAAACUUCAAAAAACCAUGUUUUGAGUGAAUCCCGGCCCUGCUCCAUGCAGCUGUCAAAGCAGGCUCUUGUGAUGCUUGUGUGGUUUGUUGACGCGCGGACUGCCCCCUGCUGACGUGGCUCGUCAAAACAGAUUAGAUGUAGUACAAGCUUGAAUUGGUUGCACUUUUAUUAAGGAAUCUACUGUACUGUAAGGGUCAGAAAGGAUUAUUCAUUUCACUGAGUUUUUUUGAAUGCAAAAUUAACACGUUAAAUCAGCAGCCCUAGAACGAAUUGAUUUUUUUAACGAUUUUCACUGAAAUUUGCUCUGCUCUUGUUUUUUACGGACAUGGCCCAUUGGAAUGCUUUUCAGCACAAACACGCCUCCUUUCAAUGUAAUUUAGAGUUGCUAUAUAACAUGCCUUAUUCACAAAAGUUAGGGGUUGACCCAAAAGUUGUUGG